Molecule: messenger RNA, 2598 nt
Organism: Aedes albopictus (Asian tiger mosquito)
Lineage: Eukaryota; Metazoa; Arthropoda; Insecta; Diptera; Culicidae
Exons: 1
Coding region: 1-2598 (865 amino acids)
Source: RefSeq, a predicted model, not a curated record
AUGGCAAGUCGAAAGACGAAGAAGUUAGCGGAGGAUAAGCUGAUUCUCAAGCGGGUGUUGGCAACACGAGAUGUGGUGGAAGGGUUCGUGGAGCAGUACGACCAUGAACGGGACGUCGGUGAAGUUGCUGUGCGAUUGGAGACGCUCAACAGGACAAACAGGGAGUUCCUGCAUAUCCAGUCCGAGAUCGAGAAGCUAGACUCAGAGGAGAACUUCGACCAACACAUGACGGUGCGGAACGAUUUCGAGAAUCGCUUCUGCAGGUUGAAGGCCUUUCUACUCGCCAAGAAAUCGACGGAGCGGAGCCAACCGCUUCUGAAUUCAACAAUGGCGUCAUCAACCUUCGGAUCGCUGCAUAACGCAAGCAGUUUCCAUCAUCGUUUGCCGAAAAUCGAUCUGCCGAAAUUCUCUGGAGACGAAUCACGCUGGAUUUCGUUUCGAGACAACUUCUUAUCCAUGAUCCACGGGAAUGUGGACAUCCCAGCGGUGAACAAGUUGCAAUACCUACUGCAAUCGUUGGAAGGAGAUGCCAAGAAGCCGUUUGAGAGUGUCGACAUCCAAGCGGACAACUACGCUUCAACCUGGGACGCGCUCAUGAAGCGAUACGACAACAAGCGGUUUUUGCGGAAAGAGUUGUUCCGACGGUUGUUCGAACUUUCAUCGAUGAAGCGCGAGUCAGCACAGGAGCUGAACACUUUGGUGGAUGAUUUCCAGCGGCACGUGAAGGCUCUGGGGAAACUCGGUGAACCAAUUCAACAUUGGAACACCCCGCUGUCAUUCAUCCUCUGCAACAAGCUCGAUCCCUAUACGUUGCGUGCAUGGGAGCAGGAAACUCGACAGAAAGACGAUGUCAAGUAUGAUGAACUGAUCGAGUUUCUCACACAACAAGUCCGCAUGCUGAAGUCAGUAGCGAGUGAUCUCCAGUAUCGUUCCCAAGGGCCCAGCAUCAAGGUGGCCGGCCCGACUCCGAAGAUAACCACCACAGUCAAGUCCAUCGUCAACAGUGCUACCAAUGAACCCAUGUCGGAUGCUCCGCCAUGCUACGCCUGCUCACAGAAGCACCAGCUGUUUCAAUGUCCGACGUUUGCCAACCUGUCUGUCGUGCAGCGUCGUGAGUUGAUCUCACAGCGAAGUUUGUGUUGGAACUGUUUCCGACCGAACCACCAAGCGAAGGUGUGCAAAUCCAAGUUUUCAUGCAGAACGUGCCACGCCAAGCACCAUACGUUGCUGCACGACCAAGCAGCCCUUCAAGAGCCUACGCUGAACCCGGUCGGCUUGUCGAAUAACUCUACGCUGCACCCGAUUCCAACCACGUCAGCGAACGUGGGGACCGAUGGAUUGUCGAAUCCACCCCAAGUGAACCUCUCCGUUCAGUCAAGCAGAAGCACGGUCCUACUGGAAACGGUUGUCCUCUCCAUCGUCGACAAGCACGGCAAGGAAAUCACCGCCCGAGCACUCCUCGAUUCUGCUGCGAUGUCAAACUUCAUCACCAAGAAGCUGGCAAACGCUCUUGCCACCCGUCAAGCCGUUGUAGAUGUUGCAGUAGCAGGAAUUGGAGAAACCACGAAGCAGAUCAAGCGGCAGAUCUCCGCAACGAUCAAAUCCCGAAUCACGCCCUUCUCCACCACACUCGAAUUCCUAGUCAUGAAGAAGCCCACAGCCAAUAUACCCACAACCGCCAUCAAUUCCGCAUCGUGGAACUUGCCAAAGGUUCCGCUGGCCGAUCCAAACUUUAACGUUCCGGGCAUGAUCGACAUCGUCAUCGGCGGUGAAUGUUACCAGGAAAUCCACACAGGUAACCGUCUAUCAAUCGGAAACGGUCUACCUUUCCUGGUUGACACCCGCUUUGGAUGGACAGUAUCUGGAAAAACUGUCAUAAAUUCCUCCGUUGCACCACCGGUAUGCUACCUGUCGACUGUCGACCGGUCCCUAGAAACAGCGCUUCAGAAGUUCGAAGCCGUCGAUCAUGGCCCCAUGAAUUCCACCGAAGAAAAACGAUGCGAAGAAAUCAAUGCCAAUACUACCACCCGAACUCACUCCGGAAGGUACGUCGUCCGCCUUCCUCGGUCCGAAGAUCCGCAAGUCACCCUCGGCAACUCUCGCACGAUUACCACUCAACGCUCCAAUAGCCUCGAGAGACGCCUAGAGAAAGAUUCCGCCUUGAAGCAAACAUGCCACGAGUUCAUCGACGAAUAUCUCCACUUCGACCACAAUGUCGUUGAUAACCAUACCCAAGUGCGGGACAGGCCACUUCCACCAAAGCUACAAGAUGAAUGGAAGAGAACCGAGCUCCACAUGUCACCCGACGCGGUUGUAGCAGCAAACAGUGUGUCAACGAUUCAGUCAAAUACCGAAGGAUAUUCCCGAAACCACGUCCCCGGGACUAACAAUCCAGCCGAUGAGCUAUCACACGGCCUGAAGCCUACCAAACUACCAAACCAAUUUCGAAGGAGGAACGGUCCAGCAUGGCUCUCUGAAUUGCCAAGUCAGUGGCACCACGCAAGCGUCCCAAAUGAAGAAUCCCCAUCGACUGCCGAAGAAGCACGCAAGAUCCCGAAUAGAAAUUUUAAUGUAGAAAACAUCAGCACACAUCUAUAA